CGUGUUUUCACUAUUGGACUGACCUUUGAUUUUUUUAAUGAAUACACCUGAAUGAUCACAUUUAUGAAUUAUUUGUCAUGUUGACACUUUUAGUUCUCACUGCCGUCUGUUUGGAUAGCACUUUUGGAGACGGCUCGUCUAUAAAAAAGGAAUUUUCUGUCCAACCAGGUGGUAAAAAGUACUCGUCGACAAUUGAAAGGGAUGGAAUAAAAUGUACUUUCACUUAUGAAUGUCAAGGUGGAACGAACGAGAAAUGGCAUAUGAUUCUUUCGAAGAUUCGAAAUGAUAACGGCUACGGUUGUGUUGUGGAACGUUCUGGUAGCCAAACAAGUUACAUAUUCUUUCAAAGCUUCAAGUUAGAUGUAACACCGCCUGUUGAAGCUUUGACCGCUUCUGCAUUUGGUAACGGUAAUCAACCACUGGCAGCUGAGGAAUACUAUUUUAACAAAAAUGAAUGUUUUGUAUCACAUGUCGGUGGAAAAUUUAGGGCUGCAUUAACUCGUCUUUCCCUGGAGUUUGUUUCCACACCUAUGAAGCCAGAACUCUAGCGUGAUUCGUUUACGGUAUAUAUAUAUUUCUACUAUUUUUUGUGCCUUUUUGGACUUAUAACUUUCUAUAUUACCACGGUCUUAUUCCAGACUAUGUAAAAAAUUUUAUUUGUGAUUUUAUAGUGUGAAUUUAUCAUAACAAUAAGAGGUUUUUUGUUUUGAA
Molecule: messenger RNA, 711 nt
Organism: Schistosoma guineensis
Lineage: Eukaryota; Metazoa; Platyhelminthes; Trematoda; Strigeidida; Schistosomatidae
Source: the annotation of a GenBank genome assembly